UCAGCAGGACUGGUGGAUGAGUUUACUCUAAUGUGAGUUCUUCAAAAAGAGAAGACAUUAUUGGAAUGCCUGAAACACACCAAUAGUUUGCUUAAAAGAUUCAUGGGUCCAUAAAAGCUGCAUAAACUGAAAUCUGUUUAUCUAAAGAUCAGGUACGACAUGGCAAAUGGUAGUAUGCCUCAUGCUAUGCUUCACUUCUGCUCUGAACAGAUCACCUCUCGUGGGGAAAGCUCAAUCAAUCCUGUUUGUCUAUAAGAAAAACCAACUAUGGCUGUGAUGGAGCCAGUUUGUUUUAUGAAGAGCCUCAACUGAAGCAGAUUUCUGUAUGCAAUGGACACUGAUCUCAGCUCCCAAGACAGGAAGGACCUGGACAAGUUCAUCAAAUUUUUUGCUUUGAAGACUGUACAAGUGAUUGUCCAGGCCCGACUUGGAGAGAAAAUCUGUACUCGAUCAUCCUCUUCACCAACAGGCUCUGACUGGUUCAACUUGGCAAUCAAAGAUAUACCAGAAGUUACUCAUGAAGCAAAGAAAGCCUUGGCAGGACAGCUACCUGCUGUUGGACGGUCAAUGUGUGUGGAGAUCUCUCUUAAAACCUCAGAGGGAGAUUCCAUGGAGUUGGAAAUCUGGUGUCUAGAAAUGAAUGAAAAGUGUGACAAAGAAAUCAAAGUUUCUUACACUGUGUACAACAGACUGUCUCUACUUCUGAAGUCUUUGCUUGCUAUAACCCGGGUAACUCCAGCCUACAGACUCUCCAGGAAACAGGGCCAUGAAUAUGUAAUACUGUACAGGAUAUACUUCGGGGAAGUGCAGCUGAGCGGCUUGGGAGAAGGUUUCCAAACAGUCCGUGUUGGGACAGUGGGUACUCCAGUGGGCACCAUCACUUUGUCUUGUGCCUACAGAAUCAACCUGGCCUUCAUGUCAACACGGCAGUUUGAGAGGACCCCACCUAUCAUGGGGAUUAUCAUUGAUCACUUUGUGGACCGUCCCUACCCCAGCUCUUCACCCAUGCACCCCUGCAAUUACAGAACAACUGCUGAGGACAAUGCGGCAGUAUAUCCAUCAGUGGAAGACUCUCAGGAAGUGUGCACCACUUCUUUUUCCACUUCCCCUCCAUCCCAGUGUGUUUUUACUGUCACUCAGGCACAUUUUCAGACCCCUCUUCCUGUGGUGACGGACACCUUGAAGGUCCCUAUGAUGGGACUGGGCUUUUCACAUCAACUUUCCAGCUCUCGUCUUUCCUAUCAGCCUGCUGCCCUGGGAGUUGGAUCAGCUGACAUGGGGUAUCCAGUAGUCUUUGCUGGUGGCUUGAAUGCUGCACAUCCUCAUCAGUUGAUUGUUCCAGGGAAGGAGGGUGGGGUGCCCCUGGUUCCUAGCCAGCCACCACAUGCUGCUCAAGCUGACCAAGAGAGGAUGGCAAUGUGCACCCCUUUGGAUGGAGCCCACUACUCAGCAGCUACACCUUCCAGUAGUGAGGACACAGAGACAGUAUCAAACAGCAGUGAAGCGAAGAGUGGCUCCCCACAUGAUAUCUUGGAGACCAUCUUUGUCCGGAAGGUGGGGGCCUUUGUCAACAAACCUAUUAAUCAGGUGACCAUGGCCAACUUAGACAUUCCUUUUGCCAUGUUUUCUCCCAAGAACAUUGAGCUGGAGGAUAACGACCCCAUGGUGAAUCCUCCCGACUCCCCAGAAACUGAGUCUCCUCUACUGGGCAGCUUACAUUCAGAGGGCUCCAGUGGCAACAGCACUGGGAACACACAUGAUGAUUUUGUCAUGGUUGAUUUUAAACCAGCAUUUUCAAAAGAUGACAUUCUCCCAAUGGACCUGGGGACAUUCUACCGUGAGUUUCAGAACCCCCCUCAACUCAGCAGCCUCUCCAUUGACAUUGGGGCUCAGUCCAUGGCGGAGGAUCUGGACUCAUUACCAGAGAAGCUGGCAGUCCAUGAGAAAAACGUCAAAGAGUUUGAUGCCUUUGUAGAGACCUUGCAGUGAAGCUACAACAAUGUCCUGCUUCUUGGGCACCCUAAAGGAUGCAGCCCACAGAUGUCUGUCUGUCUAUCCCUUUUGUGUCUUUUUGUCUCUUUCUCUACAUCUACUAGGCUUUAUUUGGAUCACUUCCCUCAUUACCAGAUCCAGGAUCAAUUGUUGGUGUCUCCAUAGUAGUUUUGGACCCCCUUUUCCUUCUGGCAUUUGAUUUCUUACCUGUAAUUACAACAGGAACAAAAGAAAAGAAAACCUAUUGUACUAGC
This is a messenger RNA of Alligator sinensis (Chinese alligator), 2246 nucleotides long. It is a transcript of the gene ATG13, whose product is annotated as autophagy related 13. Gene Ontology annotation, biological process: mitophagy; autophagosome assembly; protein localization to phagophore assembly site. The coding region runs from base 331 to 1989 and encodes 552 amino acids. The transcript is spliced from 19 exons. NCBI's taxonomy places the organism in Eukaryota, Metazoa, Chordata, Crocodylia, Alligatoridae. The record is from RefSeq and is a predicted model, not a curated record. Gene Ontology annotation, cellular component: cytosol; extrinsic component of membrane; Atg1/ULK1 kinase complex.